UCCUGCUUCUGCCCAUCUCUGGAGGGUUCUGCUCACCAUGCUACUCCUGUUUGUUGUGACUGCCACAUGUUUCCUGGGAACAGACAAGCUGUCUGCAGCUGUACCUACCUGCUUGAUAGGUCACAAAGGGAGAUCAUCAUGUGAGGCAGGUGACCAGCAAACACAGCCGGGCAUGGACAAAGACCCUGCAGCAGGACCUGCGGGAGAGGAGUAAUGAGAACUGGUUCCAGCUGGAGAGGGCAAGCAGGCCCUGCUCUAAAGUCUGAUCCCGGCUUUCUUCUUGGCUCCUCGAAGCACUGAAAGGCCACCAGCAGGGCACCCUGCAGCGUCUCCAGGCUGCACAACUCCACCUCUCUCAGCCCGGCCUCACACAGAGGUGUGAUUUGCUUCGAGCGGAGCCUAGAACCGGCCCGGGCUGUGAAACGCUCCGGAACACAACACACAGGCCCCAUCAAGCCCGGGCGGAGGCGCCGGCUCUCGGCAGCCUCCCACGCCGGGGCCGGGGAAGGAGGGGGGGGGGGAGGUGGUCCGCGGUCCGCCCGCCCCGGGGCCGGCCCAGCGCAGCCGCCGGCUCCGCCCCGCCAGAGCAAGGGCCACAGCGGCGGAGGAAGGAGGGGAGAGGAGCCGAGAGCCGAGCCGAGCAGGUCCUGAAGGUGAAAGAAGAUGGGGUCUGGCUGCCUAAAAGUCACCAAGUAUUUCCUCUUCCUCUUAAAUCUCCUAUUCCUUAUCCUGGGUGCUGUGAUCCUGGGCUUUGGAGUAUGGAUCCUGGCUGACAAGACCAGUUUCAUUGCAGUCCUACAGAUGUCCUCUCCUUCCCUGAAGACUGGUGCCUACAUUCUGAUCGGUGUUGGGGCUCUUACCAUGCUGAUGGGGUUCCUGGGCUGUCUUGGAGCCGUCAAUGAAAUCCGAUGUCUCCUGGGUCUGUACUUCACCUGCCUGAUGAUAAUACUCAUAACUCAGGUUGCUGCUGGACUGGUCAUCUACUUCCAGAAAAAAAUGCUGAAAGAGGAGUUGUCCCGCAUAGUUGAACGCCUGAUUAAAGAUUAUGACCCCAUGGAUGAUGAGCAGAGGAACCUACAAGAUGCGUGGGACUAUGUGCAGAGACAGAUCGCCUGCUGCGGCUGGACUGGAGCAAAGGACUGGGAAAGUAACAAGAUUCUUGCCAACCAAAGCAUGUCUAAGUAUCCUUGCUCCUGCUCCAACAGCUCCAAGGAUGCCCAGGCAGAGAGUGGCUUCUGUGACCUGACUGACCCAGUCAAUGGCACCGCAGCCAACUGGCCUGUGCAUGAGCAGGGAUGCAUGGAUGGUGUGGAAAUGUGGUUGAAGGACAACCUUGGUGUCAUUCUGGGGGUCUGCACAGGUGUGGCUGUUAUAGAGCUGCUGGGGAUGAUUCUGUCCAUUUCCCUCUGCAAGAACAUCCACAGUGAAGACUACACCAAAGUGCCCAAGUCUUGAGUUGGUCGACUCCAGAACUACAGCACCAGGCAGAAAGGAGCAAACAGAACAUUCCUGCCUCAUACCCAGACUGUCCAAACGUUGACCGUGAUUCCUGUGACGUCCCAUUUCUGAUACCACUCUGCUAAGAACUCCCUAGAGCUGCAAUACAGCCUGAUCUGCUGGCAAUAGGGUCCUCAGGCCACCUGCAUCCAGCCUCUGGAUUAUUUCUACUUCAAGAGGCAGAACCUCACUGUCUUGUGUCACAUGAGACACCAUCUAACUUAAGGGGACAAAGCUUUUGCUGCCUGCUCCGUGUUAGUGCUAUGUCAUAUCUCCAUUCUGCAGCCCACUGGACCUAACACACGAUAACUCCUCUCCCACCACAUUCUGUCCCCACACAUCUCUUCCCCUACCUCUCCAAGAAGUCCUCUUUGUCAUGUGAGCCAGGAUUGCUGUUGAGAUCCCAGUGCUUUGGUAGCUUCACCUGCUUCCCUGACUUGUGGUGGUAACUAGUUGUGCUUUCUAGGCCUUCUGCUCCCUUGCAGUGAACCUACUUUGGCUGCUGCUGUGCACCUUCAUCUGAGGUAGUGAGAGCUGCCCUCCUGCUCACGUCACCUGCUUCUGGAGACAGCCUUCAAUCGCGCUCCUCCCUUUUGAGCACGAUGAGAAGCCAUCAGGAGGGAGCUAAGCCUGCCUGAUCUUGGCAUGGCCUGGCAAGUGGCGGUGGUGAUGCUCUGAUGAGAAGCCACUAGGAGGGAGCCAGUCCUGCCUAGUCCCAGCAUGACUUGGGAGACAGUGGUGAUGGUGCUCAGCUGCCUCUGAAAUGGGUUCCUUCUGGGUUAGACACUUCAAUGUUUCUCCUAUUUGACAUUUUCCUCUCCUAGAACUGCUCUGCUGGCUCCUCUCAGCUUGGAGGCACUUCAGAGGCUGCUACAUAGCGUGAACUCAGCCCCAGGCUGGUUCUGCUGGGUGCAUGCUUGGGUUGCCAACUUUUCUAGAGGUUGCAGUUUGCUUGAUUCUUCUCCUGCCCCCUAGAUGAAGGUGACAUUGGUUAGAUGUGGGCUUUGAUCAUGAACAUGGAGGUAUCUGACUGGAUUGCUGAGCUGGAUAUUGGAGGUAUCACUGCUGCUGCCACUGCCCAGUUGAGGUUCUGUGGUUCAGAGACAAGGAUAAGUUCUUUUUAUUUCACUUCCCCAGUCUCCUGACUCCACUGUGGUCUGGAGCCAUGGCUGUGUCUUCAGCUCUGUCCCCAGUGGAAGCAGCUAUGUGGCUGGUCUCGCAGGCUGAGUGGAUUCUGUACCCAGUGGCUGGGCUGCCUGUGCUCCAACCAGCGGGCAGCAGCAAGGAGUAGUGUAGGUAGGACAUGAAUGUGGAAGAACACCCCUAGAUAAGGAAGCUGGGUGCAAAACCUCCCUCUUGGAGGUGACUUGGCCAUCACAGACUUUCUGCAGUUGCACAUGGGUACAAGCACCCUAACAGCAGGAAGCCAUAUGAGAGAGUAGUGGUGGUCCUUGCCUGAGACCUGAUCCAAGGUACUUGGUGAAGGAGCCUUUGCCUUACAGAGGUGGUCCCAGGACUCUCUUGUCAGGGGUGGGGUUGUAGAAGUAAAUAGUUCCAGGGCAUGGCUUCACUGCUUGGUUUUGCUUCUGGGAAGAGAGUCUCAUGCAGGACAUCAGAGUCCCCGUCUCUAGCUUGGUGAGAGUGGCUACAAACUCUGCCCCUGCUGCAGAUCCCCUUCCAGCUGACCUGUGUUAUGGCAGAAGGCACCUCCCUAGCAGCAAAGCUCGCUCGCUCCUGUAGCAUGGAGCCUCUUCUCGCACCUGCUCUUGUCAGGUUCUGCUUGGGUUACAGAUGCCAACUCCCAGCAGCAAGCAAAGAGGAACCCAGGCUGGGUUUCCUCUCUGUUCUCAUCUGGUUUUAGCAACACCUUCCUGCUGGAAGAGGCACAUGUACAGAUACAGAAGUCUCUAGAGGGUGAAUAUUUCUGUAAUAAAGACUUUGCUAAGAAACAAAAAAGAAA
This is a messenger RNA of Pogoniulus pusillus (Red-fronted tinkerbird), 3457 nucleotides long. It is a transcript of the gene CD82, whose product is annotated as CD82 molecule. NCBI's taxonomy places the organism in Eukaryota, Metazoa, Chordata, Aves, Piciformes, Lybiidae. The coding region runs from base 664 to 1455 and encodes 263 amino acids. Gene Ontology annotation, cellular component: plasma membrane. The record is from RefSeq and is a predicted model, not a curated record. The transcript has 11 exons.